AUGUUUCCUUCUAGCAGCAGCGCUAGUAAUUACCAGCUGCCUUUUCCCUGUGAUACCAACCAGCAGCCGCAGCUGCUCGAAAAGUCCUCUACAAAUAUCAUUGAUCAACAUGGUCAUGAAAACCCUAACUCAAUAUCACAUGAUGACCAUCAUCUUCGUCAGUACUAUUCACACUACUCUGAAGAUCAUCAGCAGCAGGCACCUAAUAAUUUUCUUGAACACGACGGGCUGCUUUUGAGCUACUUGCUAUCUCAGCAGCAGCUCUUGGUUGGCAGCUCCAGUCCCAAUAUGAACAGUGCUACUUCUCAUCAUGUUCAAGUUCAUGAUACUACUGAAAUCAGCGUUGUGGCUUCCAAUUCAAACAAAAAUGUAAUGGAUCGUGUUGACGAGGGUCGGACUGCCCCAGCUGCAACUUCGAAAGGGUGCUCUUCAAAGAAGAAGAGUAAUACAUCAAAUGGAGAAGCAAGAACGCGAAGGCUCCUCGAAAGAGAUCAAGCGGGAAUAAAGACAGGCACAGCAAGAUCUACACAGCUCAAGGCCCAAGAGACCGCAGAAUGA
Prunus armeniaca (apricot) is the source of this 558-nucleotide messenger RNA. NCBI's taxonomy places the organism in Eukaryota, Viridiplantae, Streptophyta, Magnoliopsida, Rosales, Rosaceae. The record is from the annotation of a GenBank genome assembly.